UAUACAUUAGAAGUAUAUUAUAUAAAAUUCGAGUACCUAUCUAUAGGUAUCUUGUAAAACAUCGAUAAUAGAUAAUAGUUGUAAAAUAUGCACAGACCUAUGUAAAAAACAAUAGAGUAUUCUUGUUUUUUUUUUUUUUUUGCUUAUCGUUCAACAUCUGUUCUGUACAUAAAAAAGAACCUCUUUUAAAAAGUUUUAUGGCGCGAAUUUGUGGCAAAUAAUUCGUGAUGUGCAUGUGAAUAGGAAUAUUUUUACAGAAUGUUUAGCUAAUUAUAGCUAUUUUAGACGUGAAUUUAAUUAUUUAUUAAGUAGAUAGGUAUUUUCUUUUAAAUCAGUAUGAAUGUUAAUGUAGAUUAUGCUCAAUAUAUGAUCCAAAAACACCAAUUGGCAAUCGCACUAGCUGUUAUACAAACCAAACCAGAUGAUGUACCAUACGAAGUAUUCAUAGACAAUGUUAAAAACAAAAUCAAUGAAAGAAAUAAGGAUUCCCACCUUGAUAUCACGAUAUGUGAGGAAGAUUUUAACAUUAGUGAUGAUAUCAGACAAUGUGAUGAUCAGAUGACGAACGGUGAUGAUCACAUCAUGGAUAAUGAUCACACAAUUGGUGAUGAAUUAAACAAAAGUCAUGAUAGUGUCAAUAUACUUAAUAAUUUUGAGUUAACCGAUUUUGAUGAUCCUCCCAAGGAAAAUGGCGAUAUGAGUUCUUUAUUGGACUUUAUGACGGAAUUGACUAAUAUUGGAGAAAAGUCUGAGAUAAAUUCUAGUCAAUCGACAAAUUUUGAAGAAACACUCGAACCUGUGAACAUUGUCAGUACUAAAACAAAAGAAAUUGCUGAUAAUAACAGGGCUGCAUGUGAUACUUGUAUGGUAAAUGACCAUAAAAUUGGUAAUAAUACUGCAGAAGUUAUUAAUAAUACUAAUCAUACUAAUAAUAACGACAAUAUUACUAGUGAUAACAAACCUAACAAUACUACUGAUUUAAAUAAAAGUCUUAGUAAUGAAACUUACUGUGAAAGUAAUAAUUUAACUGAUAGAAAUAAAGAAAAUGGAAAUAACAAUAAUUUGAAUGUACAUAAACUGGUUAAAGAUAGUGUUAAUGAGAUGAAUAUAGGAAGCAAUAAUAUAGAUUCACAACAAACAAUUUUAUAUACAUUUCAAGGAUCCACUAAUAAUACACAUGUAAGCCAAAGUCAAGAAGAAAAUUUAGUAAUGGCAAAUAAGAAUUUGAUAAAUAAACCUAAGAUUGCAUCCAAUGACAAUUUAAGUAACCUAAAUGUUAAGGAAAGUACUCAAAACAAAAAAGAUGAGUUAAUAGAUACAAAUUUAAAUCAAAAUGCAAACAAUGUGGUCAAAAAUAUAUAUAGUGAACAAGAUUUUGAAAACUUCUAUGCCAAUAACAUUGAAAAACUUGAACAAAAUACAAAUAAAACCAACAGUAUGAACGUUAGUCAAGAUUAUGACCAUUUUGAUGAAAAUGAUGUUAGUAAAGUUACUAUAAUUGGUGAUAAAGAUGAACAAAGAAAACAUAAAAACGUAGAAAACAAUAGUGACAGUCAUAGGAAACGUUUAAAAGUUGAUGGGAAUGAAAACUUUACGAAAUUAGGUCCAAAUGCUAGUAAUAAAAAUUCUUUAGAAAUAAAUUUUGAUAAAAAUACAGGAGACGAUUUACUAAUUAACAGUCAAAAUAAUGAUAAAACCGAUUUUGAUACAACAGGUAACAGAAAUAAAGAACCAACUGUUAACAGAGGGAAAGAUAAUUUAACCCAAGAUUUCGAAUUUCUGAAUAGCCUUUCAGAUUUACCGGAUGUAAGUCAAAUUGCAUUGAAUUUUAAUACUGAUGACACAACCGAUUUUGAUGAAAAUGCUUCAGAUAACCUAUUUUCACCUCCAAGCUCUCAAGGUUUAAGGUCAAAUCUUUUUUGCAAUACAGCGUUUGAAUCUACACGAAAUGUAAGUGAUAGACACAAUAUGAAGCCUAACUUUAAUAAUACCCUUUUUAAUACAAUUGCAAAAGAAAUAAUUGGAAAAAGUAAUAUUAAAGGCAUAAAUAAAGAAAAUUCGAUAAAUUUGGACGAACCGGAAGACAUUGUUAUCGAAAAUAAAAGAAAAGAAUCUGUUUCAAAUACCAAUAACGGAAUGGAAUCGGUAAUUAAUUUAAAUCAUUUGUCUAAAGAUGAGACGCUAGAACUAAUUUCCAAAUUAAAAGAGAACCUACGGCUAAAACAAUGUAUUUCAAAUAAUCUACCUAAUAAUGAAACGAAAGAAGUUAUUUCUCAUCAAGAGAAAAUGAAAGAAUGCAUUUCAAAUAAUAAUACACAACUGGAUAUUGUAAGGCAGAAUGACUUGUCUGACAAUGAAACAGAUACUCAGUCAGAAAUAGUACCUUUUAAAGUUUUGGAAGACUUGAGUAGAAUUAAGUGUUACUUGAACAGAAAUGAUAGAAAAAGUGAAGGUAUUCAUAACUCUGUGGACUCAGGUUUCAAAAGUUCUCAAGCCAGAAGUUCUUACUUGAGUGCUUCCCAAUAUUCAGAGGUAUGGAAGAACGAAUCGGCACACUGUCUACUGAGUUUUGUGACAGACAGUCAGUUAUCAGCCAAGACUGCAGCCAUAGCUGACGAAAUAUCUACAAUUUUAGGUAAACUAGUGGACAAAUUGCAUGAAGAGGAAAAAUAUCCGAUAUUUUUGGAAGAAUUGCUGGAAAAAGUUAAUUCGUUGCUAAAUAACGUUUACGAAGGAAACAACGAAGAAUCUAAUGCAUUACUGAAAAGACAGGACGUCAUCUAUCGUCUCUUACUACUAAACAGAUCGAGUCACAUUAUAAAAUAUACGAUAGAAAAAAUUAUAACUAUACUAGAAAAAACUACAUCAGACAUUAAAGAAGACGUUUUCGAAUUAAAGCAUACAAACGAAGCCGAAAACAUAUGUUAUAUAUUUCAUAUAUUAGAAGUUUUACUAAAAAGAUUCAAAAAAUCGAACGAUUCGAGUCAAAUGAGCAUCCAAAAUACUCAGGAUGAUGACAGGAUAUUAAAGAAAAGUUCCUUAACGGAAAUCUGGAGGAAGACGUGGAAUUUGACUAAAAGUGAAGUAAUUGAGGGUAGUGCAAAGAAAGCGUGCGUCUUAACAAAAUGUGGUGAGGUUUUGAAUAAACUGAUAGUUCAAGCUAUGGACGGGUACAGUUUGGUGUCUUUUGCUGCUCUACAGUGUUUUAAUUUAUUGCAGAAAUAAAUUAAAUUUAUGUUUUAUUUAUUAAA
Maniola jurtina (meadow brown) is the source of this 3251-nucleotide messenger RNA. RefSeq lists its product as uncharacterized. The record is from RefSeq and is a predicted model, not a curated record. The transcript is spliced from 6 exons. NCBI's taxonomy places the organism in Eukaryota, Metazoa, Arthropoda, Insecta, Lepidoptera, Nymphalidae. Bases 337 to 3225 code for a protein of 962 amino acids.